Molecule: messenger RNA, 960 nt
Organism: Varanus komodoensis (Komodo dragon)
Lineage: Eukaryota; Metazoa; Chordata; Lepidosauria; Squamata; Varanidae
Product: olfactory receptor 6B1-like
Exons: 1
Coding region: 1-960 (319 amino acids)
Biological process (GO): G protein-coupled receptor signaling pathway
Cellular component (GO): membrane
Molecular function (GO): olfactory receptor activity; G protein-coupled receptor activity
Source: RefSeq, a predicted model, not a curated record
AUGGAUCAUAAGAAUAAGACUCACAUUGAGGAAUUCAUUCUACUUGGAUUUCCAACCACCAUGGAACUGCAGGUGCUUCUGUUCGCGAUAUUCCUUACGGUCUAUAUCCUGACACUGCUGGAAAAUAUAGUUAUCAUUGUUGUGAUCAAAAACCACCCUCAGCUUAAUAAACCCAUGUAUUUCUUCCUCACCAAUCUUUCCUUUUUGGAGACAUGGUACAUUAAUGUUAUUGUUCCAAAGCUAUUGGCCAACAUCCUAGUGGAAGACAGGACCAUUACAUUUGAAGGAUGCAUGGCACAGCUCUACUUCUUUAGCUCCCUCCUAUGUACAGAGUGUGUUCUUCUGGCAGUGAUGGCAUAUGACCGAUACGUAGCCAUCUGCAACCCACUGCACUAUUCAACCAUCAUGACCCAACACCUCUGCAUGAAGUUAGCUGGGGGUUCCUGGCUAACUGGCUUCUUGGCUUCAAUGCUAAAGGUUGUCUUCAUAUCUAGACUGCCCUUCUGUGGCCCCAAAGUCAUCAACCACUUCUUUUGUGAUAUUUCACCUUUGCUAAAUAUGUCUUGUGAAGAUAUGACAGUUGCCGAAAUAGUGGAUUUCAUCUUGGCCUUGAUAAUUCUGUUGAUCCCACUCUCAGUUACUAUAAUAUCGUAUGUCUAUAUUAUUGGAACCAUUUUGCGUAUUCCUACUGCCCAGAGCCAGAAGAAAGCCUUCUCCACUUGUACUGCUCAUCUCACUGUGGUCACCAUUUUCUUCUCAGCCACUCUCUUUAUGUAUGCACAACCAAAGAGGAUCCACCCUUUCAACCUUAACAAAUUGGUUUCUGUUAUGUACACUAUUGUCACACCAGUGCUGAACCCUUUCAUUUACUGUUUGAGAAACCAAGAGUUUAAGGGUGCUCUAAAGAAAGCUUUCUCUAACAUCAGUUUUCAUCCCUCAAAACUCAGUUUGGCUCGCUAA